Messenger RNA from Nicrophorus vespilloides, 1022 nucleotides. RefSeq names its product WD repeat-containing protein 54-like. Lineage: Eukaryota; Metazoa; Arthropoda; Insecta; Coleoptera; Silphidae. The transcript has 3 exons. The record is from RefSeq and is a predicted model, not a curated record. The coding region runs from base 140 to 1000 and encodes 286 amino acids. Gene Ontology annotation, molecular function: protein binding.
GGAUGUGUUAUGGUUAGUGAUAAGAAAAACACUGCGAUAAAUAAAUAAUAUGUAAUAAGUCUGUUAACGUUGGCAACCAGUCGACUUUGGUAAAGUGGGCUUUUCCUAAUUGACACUUAUCCGGGUUGAUGCGAGCGGAAUGUACGUGAGCAAGAGCAGCUUGAGUCUGGCGACGAGCGCGAGUCCGAUUCCUGGAAAUCUGGCGCUGCGAGAGUCGCAAGAUGACGACGUCCUUUCGGACACGCUCGCCGUCUUCCACGACUCGUACGUCAACGUGAUACCGAUCACGUCGACGACACGCAGAUCUAAAUACGUGCCGAUCUUCAAGGGCGAUCAACAGAAGCAGCAGCAGCAUGAUGAGAAAGGCACCAUCAAGCAGGUGAGAUGGGUCGAAUUGGCGGGGAAGUAUUACUUUGUCGCUCUGUCCACCAACGGGCUUCACAUUUACGACGAUGAGGCUUCGAACCUGGUGUACAGGCACGCGUGCAGGGAAACGGGAGACGAGAACAGCUACAACAUCGGGAUAUGCACGCUCAAGGGCGACGUGCUCUGCGUGGGCACGCACCUGGGUACGGUGUGGAUAUUCAAGGUCGUCGGCGACGACGAUUUCAAAGUGGUGAAUCGGGUGUACGCUCACGACGAGGCCGUCACCCUUCUGGAGGGCUACGGCAACUUCAUGGCCUCCUCCUCCGAAUUCAUCACGUACCUCUGGAGCUUCAACGACAGAGCAUUCGACAUCAUCCGGAAGAUCGACGUGCACGGCCUCCACUCGACGCCAUCCGCGCUCAGGUUCAAGUUCGGUCUGAUCGUGUUGGGUUAUGCGAGCGGCGAAUUCUGCAUUUUCGAUCUGAACGACGAGAGCUUCUGCCUGCGAACAGUCGCGCACAAGCUCAAAAUUACGGCGCUCGAUUUCGCCGCCACCUUCAAGAUCGUCACCGUCUCCAACGACUGCUACAUCAAGCUCUUCAAGUACGAGCAGCUCGCCCAAAACGUCCGUUAACCCUUGCAGACACGAAACCUUA